AUGUCAUUUCUCGAUAUUUCGCCAGAUUCCGAAUUUCCAAUUCAGAAUCUUCCGUAUGGUGUCUUUUCGACGAAAGGAAACCCUCGGAAAAGGAUCGGUGUUGCGAUAGGCGAUUACAUUCUCGAUUUAUCUGAAGUGAAACACCUCUUCAAUGGGGCACACUUCGAUUGUACACCUCACGUAUUCGAGCAGCAGUCGUUGAAUGCAUUCAUGUCACUUCCGAGAGAAGCUUGGCGUGAGGCUCGUUCGAAUAUUCAAAGGCUGUUGGGUAAGCAAGACAAGACAUUGAGUGGCAAUAACGAGCUGAAAGCACGAGCGAUUGUGCCUCGAAGCGAAGCAGUCAUGCAUCUGCCUGUUCAGAUCGGUGAUUAUACCGAUUUCUACUCAUCCAUACAUCAUGCCACUAAUGUUGGUAUUAUGUUCAGAGGCAAGGAAAAUGCACUGAUGCCGAACUGGAAAUGGUUACCAGUGGGCUAUCAUGGACGUUCGUCGAGUAUUCUACCAUCCGGAACCAGUUUGCGUCGACCGUGGGGACAGACAAAAGCUGAUGACGCUGCUCAACCAACGUUCGGUCCCUCGAAAUUGGUUGAUUUUGAGCUGGAAAUGGCAUUCUUUGUCGGCGGUCCACCAACGGAAGUCGGUGAAACGAUUCCGGUCAGCAAGGCCGAUGAGAGAAUAUUCGGAAUGGUUCUUAUGAACGAUUGGAGUGCUCGUGAUAUUCAGAAAUGGGAAUAUGUACCGUUAGGACCGUUCUUGGGCAAAAGUUUCGGCACAACGAUAUCGCCGUGGAUUGUUACUAUGGAUGCUUUAGCGCCAUUCGUCAUUGAUAACAUGGAACAAGAACCCAAACCAUUGCCCCAUUUGCAACAUGUAGAUCCGUAUAAUUUCGAUAUCAAUCUUCAAGCGUCGAUCCAACCUGAAGGCGAUACCACUGACCAUGUUGUUUGCCACUCGAAUUUCAAGUACAUGUAUUGGACAAUGAAGCAGCAACUCGCACAUCACACAAGUAAUGGGUGUAAUAUCCGCGCGGGCGAUUUGAUGGGUUCGGGUACUAUCUCUGGAACGAUCUAUUGCAAUAGAACUGCAUUCAGGAUGAGAAGAGUUUUGGAUCGAUGUUGGAGUUGUCCUGGAAAGGUACUCGAACAGUUCAAGUGGGCAGUCAAACUCGUAAAUUCAUCAAUGACAACGAUGAAGUCAUUCUCAAAGGCUGGUGCCAAGGCGAUGGCUAUCGAAUUGGGUUCGGUGAUUGCCGUGCUAAGUUGUUACCUGCGGUCAAGAAGUCUGAAUGAAUUCAGAAAAGAAUCAAUGUCGUUCAUAGAAGUGGCUCCAGAUUCGCAGUUCCCCAUUCAGAAUCUGCCGUACGGAGUAUUUUCAACCAAAUCAAAUCCCAAGAAGCGAAUUGGAGUGGCGAUUGGUGAUGACAUACUGGAUUUAUCGGCGGUCAAACAUCUAUUCACUGGGCCGAUUCUCAGCUCCAAACAACAUGUUUUUGAAGAGGAAACAUUGAAUGCGUUCAUGUCGCUUCCGCGAGAGGCAUGGCGUGAGGCUCGUGCGCAAAUUCGAUCACUAUUAAGUAAGGAUGAUAAACGAUUGAGUGAAAACAGCGAAUUGAAAUCGAAAGCGAUCGUAUCACAAAGCGAUGCCAUCAUGUAUUUACCUGCACAAAUCGGCGAUUACACUGACUUCUUCUCAUCGAUUCAUCAUGCUAACAACUGCGGCAUUCUUUUUCUGGGUAGCAAAGAUCGUCUAUGGCCGAACUGGAGAAGGUUGCCAGUGGCGUACAAUGGACGUACAUCAAGUGUGGUGGUCUCGGGUACACCCAUAUAUCGGCCUUGGGGUCAGCUUAUCACUGAUAAUGCAGAAGAGCCGAUAUUCAGCGAAUCAAAAUGUGUUGAUACCNUUGAUACCGAGCUAGAAAUGGCAUUUUUCAUUGGAGGACCGCCGACCCAACUUGGUGAGACCGUUCCGGUUGAGAAGGCCGAUGAACGAAUCUUUGGAAUGGUCCUUUUGAAUGAUUGGAGUGCUCGUGACAUUCAAAAGUGGGAAUCCAUUCCGUUAGGACCAUUUUUGGGGAAAAGUUUCGGAACAACGAUAUCGCCGUGGAUCGUCACUAUGGAUGCUUUAAUGCCGUUCCUAGUGGAUAAUAUGAAACAGAGUCCGGAGCCAUUGCGUUAUUUGAAGCACGAUGAUGCGUACAAUUUCGACAUCAAUCUCGAAUUAGCCAUAAAACCCGCUACUUCAAGCAUUGAUCAUGUUGUUUGCCGUUCUAAUUACAAGUAUAUGUACUGGACAAUGAAGCAGCAACUUGCGCAUCACACAAGUAACGGAUGUAAUAUUCGCGCUGGCGAUUUAAUGGGAUCGGGUACCAUUUCUGGACCGGAAGAAGGUAGUUUCGGCUCAAUGUUGGAGCUGUCGUGGAACGGUGCGAAGUCAGUGGAAGUCGGCGAUCAAACUCGUAAAUUCAUAGAGGAUAACGACGAGGUUAUCCUCAGAGGAUGGUGCCAAGGUGAUGGUUAUCGUGUCGGUUUUGGUGAAUGUGCUGCUAAAUUACUACCAGCAUCGUUACUAGUGGAUGGUGGAGUGAAUUUCGUCGCAAUGGCUUCAGUAUCAACAUUUAUUGAGAAUCAAUUUCAAUUCGCCGAAAUGAACAUUCAACAUCAUGGUAAUGUUGAUAAAACCGUAUCGCUUAUCAAACGUGCUGUUCGUAUGGGCUAUGAUAGUAUUGUUGUCAACACGGACAUCGGUGAUAUCUUCAAUGAGCAGUCGCAGAUGGCCGAAUCGACUGAAGAUGAACCACCCAUAAAAAAGAAGAAAAAGAAAGGCAAACGAGAGAAUCACAUCCCUGAUCCCGUACAAAUUGAUGUCUCUCAAAUCAAUGCUGCUGAUCUAGAGGUUGCUGGUAAAAAGUUGCGGUUAUUUAGGUGA
Molecule: messenger RNA, 2925 nt
Organism: Anisakis simplex (herring worm)
Lineage: Eukaryota; Metazoa; Nematoda; Chromadorea; Rhabditida; Anisakidae
Source: the annotation of a GenBank genome assembly